This is a messenger RNA of Pocillopora meandrina, 9740 nucleotides long. Lineage: Eukaryota; Metazoa; Cnidaria; Anthozoa; Scleractinia; Pocilloporidae. The record is from the annotation of a GenBank genome assembly.
AUGAGUAUGAGGCUAUGCGAAAAUCUUGCCCUAAAGUCACAUGAUUAAUUGUGGUAUUGUAAUCAAUAAUCAGUAACUCGUGUACGACAAUGCUUUGCAGAUCCUGUGCUUUAAAAAAAUUAAUUGAUCCCGUUGACUAAUCGACUUUUGACUUUUAACUCUUGGAUAGCUUCGACGCUUCUCAGUAUUCACAUAGGAAGGUUGUUUGAAGCGCCUGUUGUGUGAAAGUAUUUAUAACCUCGACGUAAUGCGUCACAUUGUUCGCUUAAUUAAUGUUUGUUCACUAGAUUAGUGUCAGAAAGAGCGAAGAGCUCUUAAUCCUCUCGGUACUCAGCACUGGAAGUGUUACUGUGAGCAAUAUUCGGCCUGCAUUCAAACCAAUUUUUUGUUGUCUGAUUUUGCGGGCACUUGUUGAAGCUACAUUUGCAGAAAUUUGCCACAAUGUCAGCUUUUUGUCAGAUGCAGAAGAUCACGAAGGUAUCGGCCUGCUGUUUGCUGAUCUUCGUAUGUUUAGCGAAGUCGUCCAUCAUUGAUCUUACAUCAGGACAUUCCUUCUUUGCUGCUUUGGAUGAGAGCCAGAAAGUGAAGCUAUAUUGGAAUGUCGACACUGCAAAGAAAGAGAUUUCUUUUACAGUGGAAGCCCAAACAACUGGAUGGGUCGGCUUUGGAAUUUCCACAGGUCAGGGCAAGAUGCAAGGAGCUGAUAUUGUUAUCGGCUGGGUGAAGGAUGGCAAAACAUACUUCAAGGUAAGCUUUGUGGGGGAGGGACACAAGCUAACGGAAAUCUGUAGCUCACAGGAGUUAUUUUACAGUACUUCUCUUGUUUUAUUCAGCUUGAUUACGCAACAUGGUUAACUUAAUGGUUGAACGACGGCGCUAUUUAGUAUUCAAAACUAAACGUUCCGUGACAACAAAAAUUGUACGUAGUUUGCAUGCCUAGACGUAAACCAAUAGGAAAAGAAAAAAAAACACUAAGUAACAAACAAACUCGUUUUGAAGAUUUUUUGAUCAAUUUCUCAUAAGGAAUUUAUUUUGUUUAUCAGUUUAUUGAUUUCACAUUUUUUUCAGAUGAUCCAUCAUUAAGGGCAAUAUUCUUCAAGAUUGCUUUUUAACUAUUUUUUAUAGUAUAAAGCAGUCACCCACAGGGUGGUAAACAAUAUAAACAAGCCGUUAGGACUUAGUAAAGGGUGGCUGCAAUCGCUUACGUAAUAGAGGUAAAAGUUAGAGUGAUUAAAGGGAAACAAAUUCGGGACUUUGACAACUGACCGCUUAAUACAGGUUAACCGCUUAAUACGUUGCUGCUUAAUACAGGUUGAACUGUGUGCUGAAAAUUCCAUGGUUUUUAUUUUCUGCAUCACCGACUAAUCCUCUCCUUUUAGCGAUUGAUGUCAUUUUGUACUUGGUGCAACUGAAAGUGUGUAUUCGACAAUUUUUUUGAUACCCAAAAUUAAGGCGUUUUCAACAGUGUCAUGUAGACAUUCACUUUUGCCUCCGACUUCCGCGAAUUUUCGUCCUCACAAAAUUAACUUCUGAAUCGUGGCUUUUAGCACUACGUGUAUAAGGGGUGGCGACACAUUGGUCUGUCCACAAAGUAGAAAUAGGAAAAUCAGUAGGAAGAGAACAGACUUUAAUACGGAAUAAACCUAAUAUGGUGUUAAACUUUUUUAUGAAAGUGUUGUUUGCCUAUUUUGCCGCAAAUAUACUGAUUAAGUAUGUUAAGUAGCUCUGCGGGGCAAACAAUGUACAGGUAUAUCAAAAUCCCCUCUUUGGAAUCGUUAACCUCCGUCUCGAAGUCUUUUGAACUAAACACUAAACUGUCUUGGAGUGUUAAGCUUUAACAAACUGUUUCAGCAGAUAUGACGACUGAUAAAUUGGCGCUGUCUUUGGUUUUGCCCAUCGCUUUGCUUCAAUGGCUUUGUUUGCCUCGUGAAUGGCCAAGUGAACACACGUAGACAACUUUUUUGCAACAUCAGCUGCGUUUUAGCUGACUCAUGCUGCACGCCUCAGUGAUCUUCUCUAUGGGGGGGGUGUGAAAGUUCUCAGGUUGUUUUCUUACAGGUCUUGAGGCGAUGAGGUCGACUGGCACCUGAAACUUGAUUCUCUGCUUUGAUUGGUUUGUUACUGUUGACCUGCACGUGCAUGAAAUUUCUGUCUCUGGAGGGUGGGGAGGGGAGUGACCUCUCUCUGUUAUUAAAGUUAAACGGAUAUCGUUUUUCCCACAAAUAACUUCAAGAUCCACUCGUUUUCAGGAUCGUCAUGCAACCGGAUACUCCACACCAAAGAUCGACUCUCAGCAGGAUUAUGUCCUGAUCGCCCUACAAGAGGAAAGUGGCAAGACCGUUAUGAAGUUUAAACGAAAGUUUGAAACUUGCGAUACGGAUGACAAUUCAAUCAAGGUUAAUUUUUAACUUUCCAUGUAAUGAAUAAAGGCAGAUAAAGUAUUUUCAGUUCAUUCAAAUUUUGGGCAUGUGUUUGGAUCGUGAGGUCGUUGUCUAUUUGCUCCUGUGAAAAAAGAAAAUAUGUCCUUACUCAAACAAUCUUGACGCGAGGAAAGAAGACUGGGCGAAGCAAACGAUAGUUAGGCUGACAGGUAAACUUCAGCUUAGAAAUGCUCUGAAAGGACAAACAGGCUUUUUGCUUACUGCUGUUUAUUGAAAGUCUCCUCGCUCGAGUAAAAAACUUUUUUAAGGGAAACUUUUCAAUAGUAAAGAAGAGAUGCUACCUUCAUCGAUUCUACGCAAGGCCCCACGCAAUAUUUUAGCCCACCGCAUAUACGUAACCCAGUUGUAAUUUUUAGUCAAACCGUAAUUUUGAAAACUCGAUACUGAGGUACUUUAUUUUGACUCCGUUUUUAGACUAAUUGCACUAAAGAUGUAGAGAACAGUUUAUUUAUUCUUUGGAGCAGAUGAUAAAGUCUUUGUAUUCUAUUGCAGGAAGGCACAACUAAAGUCAUCUACGCUAUGCACCCAGAAGAUCCCGAAUCUGAAGAUAAUAUUCCAAUGCACACCAUAAGAGGAGCAAGAAGUGUGUUUUUACUCAACGCUAUUAAAGACGUGCCCAAGCUUCCGGCUGAUGCCAAGACGUUCUCCUUCCUUAUGAACAAGGUAACAGUUGUUGUGACCCGGCAGAGUGUCGAGAAGUUAUUGAAAGCCUGGUGAAACCGAACCAAAAUAAUUAAAACGGCUUGUCAUAAAACAAGCGAGAUAUCGCAAAGUUAAAACAAGCAAAUUACGUGCAGAGGGGGAAAACGCGAAUGACAAUGUUGUGACCGUUUUUUUUUCCCCUUUAUUUGCUAUCAUUCAUCCUUAUUUUAUUAUCUUACAGACACAAUUGCCACCUAAACGUACAACGUACUAUUACCGCGUGUUCCAGUUUCCAACUCUACCUGAGAGACGGGACGUUAUUAGGGUAAAGUUAUUCUUCUUUACCUUUUUUUUUUUUUUUUUUUUUUUUUUCACUUUGCAAAGUCGUUAUCACUUGUCUACAACUUGAUAAGUAGUUGUAAACCUAUGCAGUUGUACUGUUUGAUUGUCUCUACGCAUAUAUUUUAAUACCGUUGAAAAGGCUUUGAAAUAGCUAAGAAAAACAUGACUUCGUUCCCAGAGCCUGGGAGCAAUGUCUAGAAACAAUGCUUAUAAACAAUUUCGAUGAACAAUUUCGAUGAAAAUACGGUCUAUGUGAGUUAUUGGAACCAAUUUGGUUUAGGAAUCUUGAUUUUCCCUUCAAAUUUAGGAGGGACGUGGAGAAGAAAUUGCUUGUGGAAAGUUCCACGAUUAAUGCUCGAGAGAGGGUUGGUCACCAACACUUUUCAUUAAUACUUAGACUUAACAAAAUAAAUUCUACUGGGCAUGCAAAUUUCUUUUGGAACCAUUGUCAGAUGAAAAAGCGAAUAAUCUUCAUUGCCAUUGAUCAAACUGGGCUGGUCAAGUUUGAAGUUUAAGUUGUUUCUCUCCGAUUUCCUUCUCAGAUCGAACCUGUUAUCCAAGAAGGUAAUGAAGGAAUUGUUCACCAUAUAUUACUUUACCAGUGUGAUCACAACAAUUUCCCUUCGAGCAAUCUCAGCUAUGAAGGAGUGGGUAAUUCCCCUGACAUGCCUCCUGCUGUGAAAAGUUGUACUGGACCUUCCACCAUUGCCGCCUGGGCGAUUGGAGGCGAGGUUUGUGUCUCCUUACAAAACAUUUAAGCUAUAGAGUUUCCGCUCAAUAACCCAUGUUAGAAGAUGUUAGAUAGGUAUGAGGAAAGUCCUAAAAAUUUUGAAUCGAGGGUGCUUCUUAUUAGGGGUGUGGGGCUGCCGGAAAAUUUUCUCAUCACUUCUUGCGUGAGGGUAUAUUUCAAACAAGUAACCUCAGCGGCCAAUCGGAACAAUUAACCUUUAACUCCCAAGAUCUCAUUAGUAAUUCUCCUUACUGUCUGUGAUACAAUUCAUAUGAUGUGAGUUUGGAGAAUUUGGAAUUGGAUCAACCAAUAAUCCUCCAAUUGAUAUUUCUCUUUAUUCUUAUUACUUGUCUGCUUGAUAUUGUACUGAUAAUAUAAAGAGAAGUUUUGUCUUGGUCUCUAGCGGAUUUGAAGGGUUAAGGGAAAUUAUUCAAGGAGCUAACGGGAAUCUACUAUAAAACGCGGAAAACUAUUUGGGCGCGGGAAAACGCGACGGACCAAAUCGGGAUAAGUUGCAGUUUUGCACCACCUUGAUUAAGAAUACAUUGCGUUUUUUUUUUCGUUUUUGUUUUUGUUUUGUUUUUUGUUUUGGUGUGGUUUGUUUGUUUGUUUUCUUAAACCCAACACAGAGCAAAAUAUGUUAAAACUAAGACAAUCCCUACAGCUCAAUUAAUCCUUUACACCCUAACAUCAGUAUUCAUUUUCUCCACACUGCUCUCUAUGCAUUUCCUAUGGUAUUCACAAAGAGAAUUUGUUUAACAAUCAAGAGCUUCUUUAGUUGGUGAUCAUUUCCUUUAUUCUCAUGACCUCUAUGUUUGCUUUAGGGGUGAUACUGAUAGGAGAAAAUAGUUGCUAAUCACUCCUAGGGGUUAUAGGGUUAUGAAACGGCUCCAUCAUCGCAAGCACCAUUUGUUACAUGUCUUCCUCUGUGACUAACAAAUGUGAUGAUAACUGAAUCCACAGACCUUUUAUUUUCCUGAACACGUGGGAUUUUCCAUUGGAACAAAUGACAGUCCAAAGAUCGUAGUAAUGGAAAUGCAUUACGAUAAUCCUUUACAAAAAACAGGUAAUCUGUGAAAUGAAAAAAAAAAGUUUUUCAUUUGUAUCUGUUUGUUUCCUUUCAAUGCCUUCAACUCACUGCCGUUCCCUUUUCGUUGCAGGCAUUUUAGACAGUUCUGGUUUGCGCUUUCAUUACACAAGUCAAGUUAGAGAGUACCAAGCUGGUAUUUUGACCGUUGGAUGGCUUGUGUCUAAAAAUAUGAUCAUUCCGCCUCAUCAAGAAAGUUGGGAAACACAAGGCUAUUGUGUUGAAGAUUGUACAAAAGAGGUUAGUAAAAAUGAAGAAAAACUGUUCAGUGCUGCAUGCGCCCCUGAAGCUGUGUCCGGAAAGGCAGCGAGUCUGACACUGGUACGACAGGCCUUUCUUGAACUUCUUGGACUGUUUGGCAAGAGAAAUCCACGAACAGAGCAUAAUUUUUCAGGUUACUAUUCCUGCUACUACAAAAUAUGAACAAAGGGAGUGAGUUUGUAAAGAAACUGUGGCGCAGCGUCGGUGGGAGAGUAUAACAUGGUAAUUUGGUAUUAUCGACUGAAUUGAUAACGUAAAUUGGCUACCGUAAAGAGUUUCAAAGCUGACGUUUCGAGUGUUAGCCCUUCGUUAGAGGUAACGGCGAAGGGCUAACGUUCGAAACGUCAACUUUGAAACUCCUUGCGGUGGCCAAUUUACGUUAUCAGCUCAGUUGAUAAUACCAAAUUACCUUGUACUACAAAAUACGAUUUGCUUCAUUUAUUGGUUUCCUCACUCUUUUUUUAUUGUUAACUUCCGCCACCACCCUCCCCUCUCCCCCUUCAACCUUCCAUCUACGCAAAUCUGUGAGGCCUUAGAGUUGCGUAUCAAGACAUAAUAAAAAUAUGAUAAAAUAUUAUUUCUCAGGGUAUGAAAGGAUCCUCUUUAUCCGGCGGAGGAAUCAAAAUAUUUGCCUCUGCUCUCCACACGCAUUUGGCUGGUAAGUGUCAGCUACUAAGCCAGCACAUUCUUUUUUCCCAUAUGAUGUAAUGUUGUCUGCUUGAAUGCUGAAAACUAGUCACUAGAAACUGAAAUGACUCUGUUUGCCUCACAAUGCACUGAAUCACUGUACAUAUUCAUAACAAGGCCAGGUAUAAAUAAACGAAGAUCACACCCUCAGCGUCUCAUUCCCGCUUCCCUCUUGCAGGUCAUGCAGCGUACACUAAGCAUGUCAGGGAUGGUGUCGAACUUCCAGAGAUUAUCAGAGACGAUAACUAUGACUUCAACUUUCAAGUGAGUUUGUUAUGAUUAACUAGGGGAAAAAACUCGCAACUAGACUUUGACAAUUUGACAAUCGUUUCAUUCACAUAAAUUUCUUGUCAAUUCAGUGUUUCAUUAAUGCCCUUGUUUCUCCCAAUUGUUUCUCUUGAUGACUGUAGGAGUUCCAAAUUCCAGCUGAGGAAACCACAGUCAUGCCGGUAAGAAAGAAUUUUGAUCAGUGCUAGGGGUGGCUAAUAUUUCAAUUGUGCGUCCAAUCGAUAUUGUGUGUGUGUAACUGUGUUCUUACCCAAACCCUGCUGUGGAGACCUUUAAACGCUUGCACACCGAUACUACUGAAUCCGCUAACAUUUUGGCGACCACAUCUACGGUAUUCGGGCCCUUACAAUGAUGCCUCCUCCAAGAGCCGGUUAGGAUUUUCUGGAAAACGCACUUUUAACGUGGAAAUCUGAAGGUCCCCACAACUUAUGACCAGAGUGUUUACAUUUUCCUCGGAAAGGUUCCUACAGUGGUGUGCUAUGAUGAAGUGUACACUUUUCUUGUUUGUUGAUGAUGUAAAUGAAGAUGAUAACUUUUAGUCAUUUGUUCGCCCACGAUCGUGAGAUCGAUUGUUCUUUCUGCUGAUGUUCAGAAGACUGAUAAUUACAGUUCUGAUCUUACAUUCCUUCCUUAUCGUCUCUUAUAAAUUACUCACGUUUCCUUUUCUUUCUUUUAUUUUUAUUAUUCUUUUCAGGGAGACACUUUGAUAACUGGGUGCAAAUAUCAUACAAAGGACCAUCCAAAAUCCGUACGUCUCUUUUUUAAACUUCUUUAUAACUUGUAAGCUCCAGUUUGAGAACGAACAAUCUGUUACCAGAGCUAAGUCUCAUUGAGAAGGAUCAAAGCUUUUGUUUCUUGACAGAUAGCCGUGAUUCCUAAGCGCACGAGUGAAAUGAUUUCUUAUCACUGGAGAAGUAAAAGAUAGGGAAGGAAGGGGUUAAGGUUAUUUCCGUGACCCCUUGUUCCGCCAUUUGUGUUUUUCGUUAAUCGCGAUUCACUUGAAAACCGAUCUGUGAAUCAUGAGUAGAGUGCACUCCGUGAACAGUCAGCACAGUCCGCUCACUAAGCUCCCGGAAAAUUACCAAUGGACGGUGUCAAAUAAGACACUCAAGUCCGUGAAGAAAUGAAAAAAUGCAUCCACGUUGAUCUCCAAUAUUCCCUUACCGCCCAAAUAAAAAAUGUCUACGCUGUUGGUUAUAUCAAGGAUGGCUUUCCCACAGUUAUUUGCGCGCAAUUUACCGAGGAGAUUUAUCCAGUUCAGAUGUUGUGCUUCUGCCGUGCCGAGCUUCAUCGUACGUUCCUCAUCAUACUGAAUAAUGCUCUUGCUCGGCAGCUAUUCAAACGUCGUGCCUCUCUCGCGCCAGACACUUUUUUAAUAUUUGCUUGUUUUGUUUUUUUCCAGGGCGGUCUGGGAACGACCGAAGAGAUGUGCCUAUCCUUUCAUUACUACUAUCCUAAAAUUAAUUUGUCUAACUGCUUAUCGUGCCAGUGUCCAGCUGUGCAAAAUUGGUAUCAAUCACACUACUCGUAAGUAUCAUCUUUUAAACAUCGUAAUUAGCGCCGAGCUAAUACUAUCGAAUCAUGAGAAACUGGUGUCGAGUGUUCCAUUGUAAUGGUGUUUAUCAGAGGUUCAUUGCUCCCGUCGAGUCUGACAACCAACGUCCUCACGGUAAAAUUGACCAAUCAGUUUUCACGAACGAGACCUGUUACAAACGACAAACAAGAAGUUGGUCAUGUGAUUACUUAGCUCGAUAACAGUUUAGUGGUAAAACGUCUGCGCGUGUGCGAAGAUUGAAACACAUUAAAUCUAGGGAGGCGGUCUGACAUACCACUUUCAUGGUAAACAACCUCCCAAACUAGUUAGUCGCGGUGUUUUGAAGGCGUGUAGACUUUUUGUUUGUUUAAGUUCGAAACUAAUUAUUUAAUCAAUGGGAUACCCUUAUCCUUACCCUUUGAGCUCGGGAAGUUUUCCUUUCCUCACUCUUGUUUUAAUAAUUAUCCAUUAAUAGUUCAAUUUAUCUUCAUAGAUUGUAUGUGUCAGCGUUCUCUUUUCAUAAUUUCCUUUAAAGUUUUGCGCUGGAAACUAACGCGAGCCUGGCAAAAAAUAGGCGGUGCCCAUAUGUAUAGCUUUCGUUUGACCGCUGUGUUCCCGCCGCUGUUUGGGAAAUAGGCCCUCACUCCAAACACGAAACAGGCGAAAGUCGCUCUCAGAACGGCAAAGCCCCUUUCGGGAAUACCCCUCAUCCGGACGAUCGCACAUGAUCGACUUUAAGUCCCACGUUAAAACGAUUUACUGUAAGCAUAUAAGUUAGUGUUUCUCAUCUUUCAUGAAUCCAUGUAGGCAACAUCCCGCAAAAAACAACUCUCUGUGGAACGAUAAGUGGACUCCCGGACUGCGAGCCAGUUAUCGAGACACCAACGCUAUAAAUGCUCACUGCAGUGGUGUUGACGGAAAGGACCUGCCGGUGGGUAUAACUUAAAUUUCCUAAUCAUUUGAUGGCCUUGUGAAUAAUUCGGGGGAAUGGAGCACACAGGUCCCCACACCCAUCCAACCAACCAGCAUUUAUUCAAAACUUACACUGAUAACUUUUAGUGGGGACAGAAAAGGAACAGCCCUGUUCUUUUGCAAAGACAAAAUGGAACAGCGAUGACUUUGCCAAACAUUCUUUUCACAGGGUCUCGGUUGGAAAGUAGUGGACAAGCCAAAAAUCGACACUCCUUUGAAGCCUGAGCCGGUGUGCCAAGAUGUACCCUCCAGCUCUCCUAACAAACUGGCAUCGUACAGCCUUGGGCUGGUAACAAUUCUUUUUGCCGUGCUUCUCUCUUGUAUCUACUGAUUUCGAUACAAAGCAAGGGGUUAAAAACUACAUGUAUUCUCAGUUUCCGCUGAAAGUAAUUCCCAUUUAACCAAGUAAUCCACUUUUAUACUGAAAAUUGAGCUGAAUACAUAAAUUGAUAUCUUUCCAGAAAAAAAGGAGGCACGGAAGGCUUUCCCAAUGGAAAACUUUCUCAAAAUACCAUUUAACAGUGCAUGACAAGACUUUGUGUAUUGCAAUUUAUUUAACCAAUCACAGCAGCAAAUAGUAUCUAGUCUAAAGUAGAAAUAGUAGCAACAAUUGUAAUCACUUUGAUCUUUUUGAGAAGUAAGUUAGGAUUCCUUAAGCCUAUUUAUAUCAAACUGAAAAAAGUGCAUAGUGCUUUAUCGUAAUUUGACAACUAAAUUUUGUGCAGUUUUGAAUUAAAUAAAAAUCCCUUAAGCGGA